UGCGGGGGCACCGGGCCAUCGGUGGCAGGGACACCAGGACCGACCCCCACAGGGGACGCCAGACUGAGCCCGGGGGGACACUGAGCCCAAGCCCCGGGACUCCCCAGUCAGAGCCCGGGACGAGACGAAGGGGACCCUGGGAUGGAGCCCACGGGAGUCUGGCCACACCCCUCUGCCCCACACUUUGGGGCUCACGGGAUACCCUCUUGUGUCCCCGCACAGCCCCGCAGCUCCCCUGCUCCUGCAGCUGGCGGGGUGGGGGCCCCUGAGCCCCCCGUGUUCCCCCCAGACCCCCCCGCGUUACCCCGAAUCCCCCCUGGGCCCCCCCGUGUCCCCUUCCUGCAGGGGCGGAGGUGUGAGGCAGGAAGGGCUCUGGGGAACAGAGAUGCUCUGUUUUAAGGGGGUUUGGGGUUUUGGCCUCCCCGCCCCUGCAGCCCAUGGCCCCGCUAUAAAAGGUGUCCAGGACACAGGCUGUCACCCACUGCCACCCACCCCCUCAGCAGUUCGACAUGGCUGCCAAAAGCUCGACCCUUCUUUUGGUGCUGGUGGUGGUUGGAGCGGCACAGGCUGUGGCCCCCCUGCCCUGCCAGGGUGACCCCACGUCCCGGUGCCAGGACACGGCCAUGGCCACACGCUGCAGCCAGGAGCAGCAGCGCCAGGACCUCUGGGACAGCCUGGCCCUGGGGGAUGAGGCCGACAGGGACGACGUGGGGCGGGGCCGGAGGAUUAAGUGCAGCCUGUGCACCAAGGCACUGAAGAAGAUACAGACGCUGGCGGGUGAUGACCCUGACGAGGCUGCAGUGACAGCGGCGCUGAAGAAGGGCUGCCGGUUGCUGGGCCGGUUCCUGGGCAGGCAGUGCCAGAAGCUGGUGAACCAGUACCAGGACCAGAUCAGCCAGGGGCUGCAGAAUGGGGACACGCCCCGGGACAUCUGCACCACCAUGGGCAUCUGCAAGGCCUGAGCAUGGUCAGUGCCUGCCUGUACCCUGAUCCUACAGCCCAUGUCCUUCACCCCAUGUCCUGAUCCUGCACCCCACACCCUGAUCCUGCACCCCACACCCUGAUCCUGCACCUCACAUCCUGAUCCUACACCCCCCUGAUCCUACACCCCGUAUGCUGAUUCUGCACCCCAUGUCCUGCACUCCACAUCCCGAUCCUGCACCCCACAUCCCAAUCCUGCACCGCAUAUCCCGUUCCCCCACACUGUGUCUUGUACCCUGUAUCCUGCACCCCACACCCUGAUCCUGCACUCUGUGUCCUGCACCCCAUAUCCUGAUCCUGAUCCCACAUCCCCCACCCUGAAUCCCACACUUUGUACCCCACAGCCUGAUCCCACACCCUGCACCCCACACCUGCCUGGGGAGUGGUUGGAGGUCCUGUGCCUUCUCUGCUGCCCUCCUGUAGGAUGGGAGUGAGCUAGAGCACCCCAGAAUGUGUCCUGGAGCAGGGGGACGGCUGGAGGAGCUGCUUCCACUGGCCUCCAACUCACUCCCUGCUCUUUCCUGUCUCCACAGGGUGCAGCCCCAAGUGCCCCACGAACCCCAAUGUCCCCCCAGCCCCUGAUGCCCCCUAGCCCCGACACCCCCUCCCCCACAAUAAAGUCCCUCCUCUGGC
Molecule: messenger RNA, 1614 nt
Organism: Pipra filicauda (Wire-tailed manakin)
Lineage: Eukaryota; Metazoa; Chordata; Aves; Passeriformes; Pipridae
Product: saposin-C-like
Exons: 4
Coding region: 510-962 (150 amino acids)
Biological process (GO): defense response to bacterium; killing of cells of another organism; antimicrobial humoral immune response mediated by antimicrobial peptide
Cellular component (GO): cytolytic granule
Source: RefSeq, a predicted model, not a curated record